Molecule: messenger RNA, 894 nt
Organism: Parascedosporium putredinis
Lineage: Eukaryota; Fungi; Ascomycota; Sordariomycetes; Microascales; Microascaceae
Source: the annotation of a GenBank genome assembly
AUGGCUACCAAGGAGUACGCUCUUCUCUGCCUCGAGAACCCUCUUCUCGAUAUCCAGGCCUUCGGCGACGAUGCUCUUCUUGAGAAGUACGGCCUCAAGGCCAACGAUGCCAUCCUCGCCGAGGAUAAGCACCUCCCCAUCUACGAGGACCUCCUGAACAACUACGACGCCAAGCUCCUCGCCGGCGGCGCUGCCCAGAACUCCGCCCGCGGAGCCCAGGUCGAGUACCGCGUCGACCCCAAGGCCCCUACCGGAAGGUGCGGCGCCAUCAUCACCGGCCACAACCGGUCUCUCUGCACCGCCCUCGACGCUGCCAACAACUAUGACCUCGACCACUUGAAGAAGCCCGAGAUCUGGGCUCUCGCCCAGAACGCCGAUAUCUUCUACGUCGGUGGUUUCCACUUCACCGUCUGCCCUCCCGCCAUCAUGGAGCUCGGUAAGCUCGCGGCCGCUGAGAACAAGGCUUUCAUCGUCAACCUCUCCGCUCCCUUCAUUCCCCAGUUCUUCAAGGACGUCGUCGACGCCUCCGCCCCCUACUGGGACUACAUCAUCGGCAACGAGACCGAGGACGUCGCCAAGCACCUCGCCAACCUCCCCAAGGAGAACUCCCAGCGCAAGCGUGUCGCCAUCGUCACCCAGGGCACCGACCCCACCCUCAUCGCCGUCCAGGGUGAGGACACUAUCCGCGAGAUCCCCGUCCACGCCAUCGAGAAGGACAAGAUCGUCGACACCAACGGUGCCGGUGAUGCCUUUGCCGGUGGCUUCCUCGCCGGUCUCGUCGAGGGCAAGCCUCUCGAGACCGCCGUCGACAUGGGCCAGUGGCUCGCCCGCCUCAGCAUCCAGGAGCUUGGCCCUUCCUUCCCCACCCCCAAGCAAGCCUAUACUUCCCAAUAG